This is a messenger RNA of Dreissena polymorpha, 1307 nucleotides long. Its product is annotated as collagen alpha-2(VI) chain-like. The transcript is spliced from 9 exons. The record is from RefSeq and is a predicted model, not a curated record. Lineage: Eukaryota; Metazoa; Mollusca; Bivalvia; Myida; Dreissenidae. Bases 66 to 1295 code for a protein of 409 amino acids.
CGCAUUAACUUUGAACAAUAGAACUGACAUCAAACUAGACCUUAAUUGUUGAAAGACUUUUCAACAUGGCGCUGUUUGUUGACAGACAGAGACUGAUAGAAAGAGAACGUAUAAAAAAUGAUUGCGCUUUUUCUGCCAUUUUGUGCAUGACUAUCGUUUUCUCGGUCGGAUUCAUUGCUUCUUCAGUAUAUUUGUACCUUGAAAAUGCCGCUAUGGAAUACCAACAUAAGGAACUGCAAGACCAGAUUGAAGAGUUACGAAGGCAACUGAACUUUUCUCAGGGGACACAAUUCGACACAUCCGAUGACACAUUAGUCGAGCGAGAAGUAAACGAACUCUUGAAACAACUUUCAACAAAUCUUUCGUUUUUGAUGGUCAACCUCGAUGAUUACGAUGUUGCCAACGAAGCUCCUAGUCACACAGGUGAAGUUGACAACAAUAAACAAAUCCGGGAAACAGAAAAUCGUGCAAUUGACGAAAGAGCCGUCAAUUUUUUCGAUUUAAUUUUAACCCAACAGCGCCAGGUUUUUGAAAAAUACUGUCACAAUCCGAAUGACACGUGCCCCGUAUACCCAGGUCCGGAAGGCGAAAAGGGAUCUACAGGGGACAAAGGUCCCACAGGAAGUACCGGCGUUCAGGGGCAAAAGGGAACCACAGGCCUCCGAGGCGAUCCUGGAGUGCAAGGCCUCAGGGGAGCGCAAGGUGACACGGGACCUCCGGGACUUAUCGGAAGCAACGGUACACAGGGAACGGCGGGUGACAAAGGGCCAGACGGAAGUGUCGGAGCAAACGGGUUAGGCGGUAGCGAUGGGAUUAAAGGGAUGCAGGGAGACCAAGGUAUCCGAGGUGAAAUAGGUUCAAACGGAACUUCCGGUAUCCCGGGUGACCCCCUACAGGCGAUCAAUGGAACCAAAGGUGACCCAGGGGAUAACGGCACUAAAGGGGCCACAGGGGACCAGGGUCUUCCGGGUCCCACCGGACAGAGUGUCAAUAACCUUGGGAACGGCUGCGAAUGCUUCAAGAAGCCAAGUUUUCUUGACAAGGUCACAAAUGUAGUUCGAGUGGCACCCGGCGGGAACGCCAACUUCUCCUGCAUCGCCGACGGUAAUCCGACACCGAUGGUGACCUUGACCAAGGUUGCUCCGGGGUCAGGAAAAAGGUCAACGUAUCAGCCGAAUGGUCAGACAGGUUUCUACGCCAUAACAAACGCCGGCAGCAGUGAUUUCGGCGAUUACAUGUGCACGGCGACCAACGUGUAUGGGUCCGCUUCAAAAUUCUUCUCGGUUACACAAUAAAAAGGAAAACUG